UGAUGUGAAUAACUUUGGAUAUAGUUUAGGAUACUGAUUUUAACUUAAAAAAAACUAUUAAAUUAUCUUUUAUUGCUCGAAUAUUAAAGAUAUAAGUUGUAUUACAAGUUCUUAUAUUUAAUUUUAGUUUUUCUAAUAUCUUCAUCACAGUAAAUUCGGAAUAUAAUAUAAUGAUAAACUCAUAAUUUCCGUAGGAACAAUGGCUUGUAAUGAAGAUGAUGAGGUUAUUCGACAGGCCUUUAUGGUGAAAAGGUCUCAAAAUAAGAAGAUAUUUACACCAGUCAACUACAAGGAACGCUGUUUUGUACUCACAAGAAAAGCACUAAUAUACUAUGAUUCUGAUGGCCAAAAACGUAAAGAGCGCGGACGUAUACCAACGGAUGCUAUUCAUACUGUUGAACAAGCGCAGCUAGGAGAGCUGAGUAAGCAAAUACUGGACGGCGACAACGAAAAGAGUCCUGCCUACAGGUAUCCCUUCCAGGUUGGUUACACGGAACAGAACACAGACUAUACCUUAUAUCUUGCAGCUCGAGAGCAUAGUGAAAGGUUGAGCUGGAUUCACGAAAUUAGAACUAUUUGUAUAUCAAACACUCGUCGCGCGCGUUACCAUCCUGAGGUUUGGUCGGCGCGACGCUGGGCUUGCUGUGACGCGGAGCGUCGGUCCGCACCAGGCUGCGCCCUAACUGCUAUCUGGCCGCUACCGGAACCCGAGCUAGAGCUAAUUAUCCAAGAUCACAAACCGAACAACGAAAACGGCUUACUUAUGGCCCGAUUGGGUGAAAUCAUUGGCCAGAAACUAGCUGUCUCUCGUAAGCAAGAAUUCAAUGUUUCCGCGGUCACGGCGGCGGUCACCAUGCCCGGAGGAGGCGGAAUUCCUCCAGGGACUCCAUCGGCAAAGCCUAAGGAAAAACAAAGAACUAAAGUCGUGGUGGCUUUAUACCCCUUCAAAGCCAUCGAAAGCGGCGACCUUUCACUAGAGAAGGGCGCAGAAUAUGAAGUAAUAGAUGAUUCACAGGAACAUUGGUGGAAAGUCAAAGAUGAAAAUGGAUCUGUUGGAUACAUUCCAAGUAAUUAUGUCAAGGAAAAGGAAACUAUAGGAUUACAAAAAUAUGAAUGGUACGUGGGUGAGAUGUCUCGACAGCGAGCUGAAUCAUUACUCAAACAAGAGGACAAAGAGGGUUGCUUCGUCGUACGAAACUCCUCGACAAAGGGAAUGUACACGCUCUCGUUAUAUACCAAAGUAAAUCAUCCACAGACUAAACACUAUCAUAUAAAACAGAAUAUUCGAGGCGAGUUCUAUUUAUCGGACAAACAUUGCUGCGCGAGUAUUCCCGAACUAAUAAACUAUCACAAGCACAAUAGCGGCGGACUUUGCUGCAGACUCAAGGCGACGCCUUGCGACAGGCCAGCCCCUCCUACGGCCGGACUCUCUCACGACAAGUGGGAGAUCGACCCCGGCGAGCUGGUGCUGCUGGAGGAGCUGGGCGCGGGGCAGUUCGGCGUGGUGCGGCGCGGGCGCUGGCGGGGCCGCACCGACACCGCCGUCAAGAUGAUGAAGGAGGGCACCAUGUCCGAGGACGACUUCAUCGACGAGGCCAAGGUCAUGACGAAACUCCAACAUCAGAACCUCGUCCAGUUAUAUGGAGUGUGCUCUAAGCAUCGUCCUAUAUACAUCGUGACGGAAUACAUGCGGCACGGUUCCCUCUUCAACUACCUGCGACGCACCGCACCCGACCAACUGGGGCCGGCUGUCUUACUCGACAUGUGUAUACAGGUUUGCAAAGGCAUGUCAUAUUUAGAACGACAUAAUUAUAUUCAUCGAGACUUAGCUGCAAGAAAUUGCUUAGUAGGAGAUGAAAAUGUAGUCAAGGUUGCAGAUUUUGGUUUAGCGCGAUAUGUCCUAGACGAUCAGUAUACAAGUUCUGGCGGUACAAAAUUUCCUAUAAAAUGGGCUCCACCCGAAGUUCUCAACUACACGCGAUUUUCAUCUAAAUCCGACGUUUGGGCAUUUGGAGUCUUAAUGUGGGAAGUAUUUACCUGUGGAAAAGUACCUUAUGGUCGAAUGAAGAAUUCGGAAGUAGUAGAAAUGGUCCAGAGAGGACAGGUGCUCGAAAAACCUAAAGGAUGUUUAAAUGAAAUUUAUAAUGUAAUGAAAGCGUGCUGGAGACACGCGCCCGAGGAGAGGCCUUCGUUCCGGCUGCUGAAGGAGGAGCUGGCCGGCGUGGCGCAGAGCGUGCUGGCCGAUUGACUGCGCCUGCUGCUGCUGCUGCUGCGCCCGGCGCCCCCCGCGCCCGCUCCCCCCGCGCCGCCCGCCACGGCCACGCUGCCGCGCGCGCGCCGCGUGCACGCCGCCGCGCCCGUGUGAGACCGCGCGCCCGCGACGACUCGUGCCCGAGAUAAUCAAUACUAAUUCAUUAGGCAUCUGCUCGAGCCCGGUGUUUGAUAUGUGAAAUGAUUCGAAUCUGUCGCUUUAGUUUUGAUUAUCUUUUGCACGAGUCGUUCGAUAUUGGUCCCUAUGAGACUCGAUUUACAUGAUCGAUUCGAUUUUGAUUUUAAAAUUCUUACUUAAUUUUUUAUUUUCUGACUAGAUGUAUAUUUUUUUUUUCAAUUCAUUUCAUGCUUAUCAUUUAUUCGUAAAAUAAAAGUUGGUUAUACAUUCAUCUGGUUAAGUCUUAGCUAUUUUUACAACAAAUAUUAAAUGGCGUACAGAGCAUAUGAGUAAUUAUUGUGACACUCAAGUCAAUUAUCUCUAAUACUGUCAAUGAAGACUCAGAUGGGAUUGCCAUUAGAUAAUUAGACAUGUUUGGAUGUUAUGAAUAUGAUCAAGAAAAUGAUACCAGAUUUUAAUUAUUGUGUAAUUGAACAUGCAAAUCGAGUCCUGUCCUUUGUUUUAAGUUUACGACCUCUACCAUCGUACCUUCGAUCGAAUCAAGCUUAAAAAUUACCUUUUCAAUUUUCAUGCUUUCGAUUGUUUACGAUCGUUUUUAAUUAUGUUAUAUGGCUACUCGUGUCCUAUUUACACAGUAUGGAAUUGAUCGCGUUUAUAAUUACAUCUUGAACAGCCUGGUAAUUGUUUUUCCAUUUUAAACAUUUAUUUUGCAUUAAUUUCUUUUGACAGUUUUUUUAAUGUUAAUAGAUAUGCCAUAUUAAUCCUUGAUUAUAAAAGAGCAUCACUACUCCAGCGAAACCUCUUUAUUAUUUGAGGUAAUUAAAAGAAUUGUUGCAACAGCAGCUUCAUGAUAUUUAUAUGAAAGUAUUCAGAAGGAUCAUUUUUAGAUUAUUAUUAUAUUGAAUCGAUACAAAACGUCACAAUAGCACAAUAUAUAUAUUUCUUUAGUGAUUUUGAGCAAAAUUUACAAGUGAGUAAAAGUUUUACAAAUGCACUAAUGUGUCAAUUUAAUAUAAAUAUUACAUUAGCUUCUUACAUGUAAUUCAAUUGAUAGAUUUACAAAAGUGCUCGUUGAUUUAUGAAUUGUAUAACGAAAUAAUUUCUCUAUAUGUUUAAUAAUUUUAAUAGUUCAUAAAUGUAACAUAUCAUUUUUUUAUGAUAGUAUUAAAUGAUAUUGUUUUAUUCAGAAAAGUCAU
Molecule: messenger RNA, 3585 nt
Organism: Nymphalis io (European peacock)
Lineage: Eukaryota; Metazoa; Arthropoda; Insecta; Lepidoptera; Nymphalidae
Gene: Btk29A
Product: tyrosine-protein kinase Btk29A
Exons: 18
Coding region: 200-2248 (682 amino acids)
Biological process (GO): intracellular signal transduction; peptidyl-tyrosine autophosphorylation
Molecular function (GO): non-membrane spanning protein tyrosine kinase activity; ATP binding; protein binding
Source: RefSeq, a predicted model, not a curated record